Messenger RNA from Gekko japonicus, 1252 nucleotides. Its product is annotated as suppressor of cytokine signaling 5-like. The record is from RefSeq and is a predicted model, not a curated record. The transcript has a single exon. Gene Ontology annotation, molecular function: 1-phosphatidylinositol-3-kinase regulator activity. Gene Ontology annotation, biological process: phosphatidylinositol phosphate biosynthetic process; intracellular signal transduction. Gene Ontology annotation, cellular component: phosphatidylinositol 3-kinase complex. The annotation marks the transcript as partial. NCBI's taxonomy places the organism in Eukaryota, Metazoa, Chordata, Lepidosauria, Squamata, Gekkonidae.
CCGGAGGACGAGGACGACCGCCUGCGGGAGCGGCGGCGCAUCAGCAUCGAGCAGGGGGUGGAGCCCCCUCCAGACGCGCUGAUCCACACGUUCGAGGUCACGGCGCAGAUCAACCCCCUCUACAAGCUGGGGCCCAAGCUGGCGCACGGCAUGAACGAGCUGGCAGGGGCAGGCCUGGCCGCGCUGGCGGCGGCGGACGAAGGGGAUGAGGAGGAAGAGGAGGCCGAGGUGGCCAGCGCCGCGCCGCCGGAGGCCCGGGAUGGUCUGCGGGUGCACACGCAGAUCGACUACAUCCACUGCCUGGUGCCCGACUUGCGGGAGCUGACCCGGCUGCCCUGCUACUGGGGCGUCAUGGACCGCUACGAGGCCGAGGCCCUGCUGGAGGGGAAGCCGGAGGGCACCUUCCUCCUGCGGGACUCCGCCCAGGAGGACUACCUCUUCUCCGUCAGCUUCCGCCGCUACGGGCGCUCCCUCCACGCCCGCAUCGAGCAGUGGAACCACAACUUCAGCUUCGACGUCCACGACCCCAGCGUCUUCCACGCCCCCACCGUGACCGGCCUGCUGGAGCACUACAAGGACCCCAGCGUCUGCAUGUUCUUCGAGCCGCUCCUCUCCGUCCCGGUGAACCGCACCUUCCCCUUCGGCCUGCAGCACCUCUGCCGGGCCGUGGUCGCCGGCUGCACCACCUACGACGGCAUCGGGCAGUUGCCCAUCCCCAGGGCCCUCAAGGAGUACCUGAAGGAGUACCACUACAAGCAGAGGGUGAGAGUCCGCCGGCUGGACACCUGGUGGACCUGAGCGACUUGGGGUGGGGUGGGGACUGGCCCUCCGUGGCCUCCGGUCUCGAGUCCCCCGCCCCGCCCCCUGCUUCCACAAGGCCGCGAGCGCCGCGAUCCCCUGCGUCUAACACCUCUCUCCAAAAUUAGUCGAUGAGCAAGAGCAAGGGGGUCUGGCAGACCGGGAGGUGGUGGUCCGGGGCUGGCUGGGCCCCGUUGCCCUACACUGGAGGAGGGGGCUUCCUGAACCGUCUUCGUGCCGGACCUGGUGGCGCAGCCGCCCUGGAAGUUGGGCCAGCCUUAGCGUGCGUGCGGCGCAGAAACUCAAGACUCCGAUCAGGUGGCAGAAUUGGGUCUUUUGGGAAAUGAGGGGAAGCUGUCCCACCUUUCCUGACCCCGAGGGCCUCACUUCCCGGCCCCUCCGGACCAGGGCUCCCUCUAAGCUGUAGAGUCUUGUGAACAAAAAUCCUACUUUG